AUGACAAAUUCAUUAAUUUAUAUAAAUCCAGAAGAAUCAACAAAUGCCUUAUCUAAAAUUUUUGGCGAUGCCAAUAUUAAAGGACCAACCGAUAUUGUUGAAGAUGAAAAACAAAUUAAAUUUGAUGUCUCUUACUUUAGUUUACCAUUAAGUGUAACUUUUGAUAAGAUUACUGGUGUCAUUUCAUCAAAUCCAGAUCACAAGGACUAUGUUUGCUAUGUUUCAUCACAAAAUACAAAUAGGGCACCAAAACGUGCAGUUCCAGAUUUAAAAGAAGAUGAUAAAAUCUAUGUAACACCAGAAGAACUAAUCCAUGGCCUUGCUUCAGUAUUUGGCGAUUGGCAUGUUCACAAACCAAGCCAAAUUGUUGAUACAGAUGAUAAAGUUACCUUUAAAACAUACUGGAAUCAACAACCACUUGAUGUAAUUUUAUUGAAAAAACUAGGUAUUAUUGAAACCAAACCUUUUAAUAGAGAAUUUGUUUCGUACUCUGUAAAUUAUAAUAUAAGUCGUAAACCAAAACCAUCUUCUUAA
Messenger RNA from Dictyostelium purpureum, 534 nucleotides. RefSeq lists its product as uncharacterized. The record is from RefSeq and is a predicted model, not a curated record. NCBI's taxonomy places the organism in Eukaryota, Evosea, Eumycetozoa, Dictyosteliales, Dictyosteliaceae. Bases 1 to 534 code for a protein of 177 amino acids. The transcript is spliced from 3 exons.